Messenger RNA from Quercus robur (English oak), 3459 nucleotides. RefSeq lists its product as uncharacterized. The record is from RefSeq and is a predicted model, not a curated record. Lineage: Eukaryota; Viridiplantae; Streptophyta; Magnoliopsida; Fagales; Fagaceae. Gene Ontology annotation, molecular function: RNA-DNA hybrid ribonuclease activity; nucleic acid binding. Bases 1 to 3459 code for a protein of 1152 amino acids. The transcript has 6 exons.
AUGAAACUCCUCAAGUGGAACUGCCAAGGGCUUGGGAACUCUUGGACAAUUCAAAGCCUUCACAAGUUAGUGAGGGAUCAAGCUCCCACAGUCUGUUUCCUAAUGGAGACUAGACUGGAUAAAAAAGGUUUUGCUAAACAUGGUAGAGAUUUGCCUUUUCAGAAUAAGUUCAUUGUUAAGAAACCUUAUUCUGGAGGGGGGGGGGGAUUAGCAUUGUUAUGGAAAUCUGAAGUUCGGUUAGAUGUUCUUAACUACAUAGAAAAUCACAUAUUAGCGAAGGUGGUUGAGGAUGAUGGUUUCACUUGGUUUUUGACUGGGUUCUAUGGGUGGCUAGAAGAUAGUGAGAAAAAGAAGUCUUGGGUGCUUUUAUCUCAUAUUUCCUCGUUUGUGGAUGGGCCAUGGUGUUGUAUAGGUAUAGACCGUGACUUCAGGAGGAGUGGGUCUCGUGGUUUCAGGUUUGAAGAAUCUUGGCUGAUGUGGGAGGAUUGUGAAGGAGUGGUAAUGGAUUCUUGGACCAAUUCGGGUGGUGAGGUUGCUGGUCUACGUGCAACAGUGGACAAAAUUAAGGAAUGUGGGGCGGAUUUACUGGCUUGGGGUUCGGCCAAAACAGCUCCUGCUGUGAAUGAAAUAAAAAUGUUAACUAAAAAGAUUGAGAAGAUGAAUGAAGAAGAGUUAAUGGAGGAAAGUAGGGAGGAGAGGUGCAAGAGGAAUUUCAUUCAGGGUAUUCAAAACCAACAUGGUAAUUGGGUGGAGGAUAUUGGAGAAGUGGCAGAGGUGGCUAUUAAUUAUUUUGAGACAAUUUUUCACUCAGGUACUUAUGAGAGAAUGGAAGAAUGUCUGAACACAGUCCCUCAAAAGAUGACUACAGAGAUUACAGAAGAGUUGACAAGGCUGUAUAGUGUCGAGGAAGUAAAAACAGCAUUAUUUCAGAUGGGACCGACCAAAGCUCCAGGACCCGAUGGUAUGAAUGCUCUUUUUUACCAAAAGUUUUGGCAUAUAGUUGGUAAUGAUGUUUGUUCUGCUGUGUUGGAUUUUUUGAAUUCUGGAACAAUGUUACCUGAAAUAAAUUACACUCAUAUUGUUCUUAUUCCAAAAGUUAAGUCACCAGAGAAGAUGACAGAUUUCAGACCUAUUAGUUUGUGUAACAUAAUUUACAAAAUUAUUUCUAAAGUUUUGGCUAAUAGACUGAAAAUUAUUCUACCCCAGUUGAUCUCCCCCACCCAGAGUGCUUUUGUGCCAGGAAGACUUAUAACUGAUAACGUGCUACUAGCUUAUGAAACCUUACAUGCCAUGCAUGGGAGAAAAAAGGGGAAGAAAGGAACCCUAGCUUUGAAACUUGAUGUCAGUAAGGCUUAUGAUCAAGUGGAAUGGGAUUUUUUGAAGGGUAUGAUGAUUAGAUUGGGAUUUCUGGGGGUAUGGAUUAAUAGGGUGAUGAGUUGUGUCUCCACUCCUUCUAUUUCAGUUCGGAUUAAUGGUAAAGCAUAUGGAAAUAUUAUCCCUUCAAGAGGGCUCCGCCAAGGGGACCCUUUAUCACCUUAUCUGUUUCUUUUGUGUGCAGAAGGGUUUACGUCUUUGCUUUCCAAAGCAGAAUUUGAAGGGCGGCUUCAUGGGGUCCAAAUUUGUAGACGGGCUCCAUGUAUUUCACACUUGCUUUUUGCUGAUGACUCCUUAAUAUUCUUUCAGGCAAAUCAGGAGGAAGUGCAAGAGGUCUCUAAUACAUUGCAUUUGUAUGCAGAAGCCUCUGGACAAUGCAUUAAUUUUGAGAAGUCAUCUGCAUAUUUUAGUAGUAAUACUUCUGAGAGACAAAGACAAUGGAUUAAGCAAGCUUUGGGAGUAAGGGAAGUGGACAGAUUUGAUUCUUAUUUGGGGCUGCUGACUUUGGUUGGGAGGGCCAAAUAUCAAACUUUUGCAUAUCUUAAGGAACGGGUGUGGAAAAAACUCCAGGGGUGGAAAGGCAAAAUGUUAUCUCGUGCUAGAAAAGAAGUUCUUAUCAAAGCAGUGGCCCAAUCAAUCCCAACAUAUACUAUGGGAGUCUUCUUGUUACCGGAAGGUGGUAUGGGAUUCCGGGAUAUUAGGAGUUUUAAUCUAGCUAUGCUAGCAAAGCAAGGGUGGAGGCUGACUCAAGACCAAGACUCACUGUUAACUAGGUGUUUCAAGACCAAGUACUUUCCAAGAUGUAGUUUUCUGGAGGCAGCUGAUUGUCCUAACAGCUCCUAUGUUUGGAAGAGUGUGUUGGUUGCUCAAAAUAUUCUACAAACAGGGUGUUAUUGGAGGGUGGGCACAGGUUCCUCAAUACGAGUAAAGGAAGACAAGUGGAUACCAAAUCAUCCUGAGAAUAAGGUGUUGUUUCCAACUGAAAAUGAUGAAUGGGAAUGGAGAGUCUUAGAAUUAAUUGAUUGGAAUGUGCACAGAUGGGAUAGGGAGAGGAUUUAUAUGUGUUUCAAUCAGUUUGAUACUGAGGCAAUUCUGAAAAUUACGUUGAGCAGGAGACAUGUACAAGACAGAUUGGUCUGGAAGUUUGGGCGCAAGGGGAAGUACGAGGUUAAGUCGGGUUAUCAUAUGGCUCGUAUGUUAGAUGGAGACACCAAUGGAAGGGAGGAGAGUGCAGUCCCAAGGAGAAACCACCGACUCUGGAACCAACUUUGGCAACUCCAUGAAGAUAGGUGUGAUUUAUGCAGACGGUAUCCAGAGACGAUUGUCCAUGCAAUAUGGGAUUGUAGUGCUGCUCAGGACGUUUGGGCUGGGUCCACUGUCCGGAUACAGAAGUGUGGUGGGGAGUUUGAUGAUUUUAUGCAGCUUUUUCAUGCUAUGAUGGCCAAACUUUCAGUUGAAGAGCUCGAGACUUUUUUAGUCCAAUGCUGGCUUAUUUGGCAUCAUAGAAACUCGCUGUUAUAUGGUGGUAGCAUGCAACAUCCUGUGCAGUUAAACAAGAGAGCCACAGAUUAUCUAAAGGAGUACCAAGAGGCUCAGAGUUCCUUGGCAGUUGGUUCGCUAUAUAAGCUGAAUUUUGAUGCGGCUAUCUUCGCUAAUAGUUCAGGGAUUGGUGUGGUGAUCCGGAACGCUGCUGGGGAGGUUAUGACAGCUCUUUCUGCAAGGGGGGCAGUGGUGAUUAACAGUGAGGAAGCGGAAGCGAUGGCCUGCCGGAAAGCUCUAGAGUUUGCUAUUGAUGCAGGGUUCUCGGAACUGGUUGUGGAAGGGGACAACUCGGUAGUUUUGUCCUCUGUUUCAUCCACUAAUCCAGACUGGUCGUGCUUGGGGGUGAUUUAUGAUUAUAUUAGACACUUAGCAGCAGGUCUUCAUUAUGUCUCUUUUAAUUGUAUUCGGCGUGGUGCCAAUUCAAUAGCCCAUUCACUAGCUAGAUAUGCUAAUGUUCUAGAUGAGGAAGUUGUGUGGUUGGAAGAUUCUCUGCCACCAGCUCAUGAUGCUUUGUACUUUGACUCUUCUUUUCUAAAUGAAUGA